UGAAAGACGGAGAGAACGAGAGGAAAUCCUGGAAAGCUGCUGAUUGAAGACUCCAGGACUGGUCAGGAGUCUUUCCGGCAGGGAAAAUGGAAGAAACCACCGUGGACAUUGACACUCUUAUUGAUGAGAUGGACUACAUUCCCGGUCACUUUCAUCUAGAUAUGAAUUUAAAUUUUGAAACUUCUGCACCCAUCAGCUUCCAAGGGAGAGACUUGAAGUUGAAAAGAGAAAGUCUACUCUACGAGUUGGAGUUUGAAACUGGCUCACAGCAAUAUGCCAUUCAAAACCUUCUCGGAGUAUUUUCCUUCUACCUGGAGGAAGUGGAGCAAGCCAAAGAGAUUUUUCUGCAUAUCACUCAAGAACAGCCUGAGAACUUAAACGCUUGGGCCAACCUGGCCUACAUUUAUGACAGGUUGAACCAGGAGCAAGAAGAGGCUGAGUGCACUGAGCAGCUCUCCAAUUUAAUGGGGUUGGAGUCAGAAGACAAGCUACAGGGAAAUCCCCAGGACAGAGCAGCCCGUUGCCUGGCCGAACAGGGCUAUGCUUAUGCCUUUGAUAUCAGGCUAAUGAACGAAGAAGAGAAGAUGGAGAAACUGACUGUAGGUCUCACUCUCUACAGCAAGGCUCUGGUUUAUGGAAAGCAGAUCCCUUUAGAGGAGAAACGGAGCUGGUACUUUGCUAUGGCCACUCUGCACAUCAGACUAGAUGGGGUGUGGAUGAACAAAGGGGAGGAUGAGAAGAAGAGACUGAUGGCUUUCAACAGAACUCUGGUUUUGCUUCAACAAGUACUAAAGUCAUCUAAUCUACACUACAGAGCUUUGGCCUGGUGCUAUCUUGGGAUGCUACUAGAAAGGAAAUAUUCUUUCUCAACUACUCCCCUAGGCAUUAAUGACUGUGGUUAUGCUGGAACUGAUCCCCUGGAUUGCUUUGGAAAGGCAAUAGAGGUUGCUAGAGAUAAUCCUCCUGUUCUCAACCGCCUGUCAAAAAUCUUCCAUUUCCUUGGCAAGCUGGAGAUGGCAAUGGCAGUUUGCAACAUGGCUCUGGAUGUAAUCCCUGAUCCAGGACUUAACUGGCAGGCGUAUUGUAUGCGUGCUAAGAUGCUGAUUAAACUGUAUUUACGGGACGUGGAACGUGUGAAGAUAGGCUUGGCUGAAAUGCCAGACCAGAGCAACCUUUUGGGGGCCAAAGCUGAUCUUGAAAAAGUCAUCAAAGUCCACCCCUGCCUGAAAACGUAUUUUGAUCUUGGCCAGGUAUAUUACUACUUGGGAGUAGAUGCUAUGCAGGAGCUUUUCCUUGUGGAUGAAAAUUCCCUCAACAAAGCCCUUGUGCACUUUACUAAAGCCAUGGAAUUAGACUUGGGAAAUGUCUUGCCUGAACUCCAGGUUCUGAAAGGGAAAUGUCUUUGGAUUAAAAACGAGCCACUGGAAGCCAUGGAAUGCUUCAAGCAGGCCAUCGAGCUGGACGAUGUGGGUUCCACGCACAGAGAGGGUUUCCGGUGCUUAAUGGAGCUGCUACUUACCCUGUUUGCUCAGAAGAGGAUCAACAUGGAGAUGCUAAUGAAGGAGGUAGAACUGUGGGUGAAGAAGGCGGAAGAGAAAUAUCCAAACCAGCAAGUGCAGCAGGAACUCCGACUGGUCUGUCGGCAUCAUACCAGUGAGGUGCUUGAACUUUCCAAAGCUAUGCUGGCUCGAGGGAAGACCGAACUGGUCAAGCUGCUUUUUGAGACCAUGAAAUGUGAUUUUAAUCGACCCAGGCUGAGUGAACGUUCAUUCUCUUUUUGACCUGCUGCUUCAAAUAUCUCUUCAUUUAUCUACUACCCCAGUAGUUAAACUCUCUUCAUUAAACAGAAAGAAACUAUAUGUUUGACAGCCAUAAUGCUUUCUACAGACUCAAAUACCUUAUGUAAAUAAAUAAAGCCCCCUUGAUCUGUGAUCUUAUUCAGGGGGAGUCCGCGGACCUGAUGGGCAUUACGGAGACCUGGCUGGGGCCAGAGGGGAGGGUGCCCCUCGUUGAACUAUGCCCCCCAGGUUUCCGAGCAUUCCAUCAGCCUAGGGCCCAGGGUAGGGGUGGAGGGGUGGCGGUUGUUAUUAAGGAAGAUCUAGAGCCGAGGGAGGCCACUGUUCCUCAGAUUGCCGGCUGUGAAUCCCUUUAUGUGAGGUGGGGCCAUAGGAAUCAGUUGGGCUUGUUGAUCACGUACCUGGCUCCUUGCUGCGUGACCACAGCCCUGCCCGAGCUGCUGGAGUUAUUUGCCACUGUGGCAGUUGAGACCCCCAGACUUAUAGUUAUGGGGGAUUUCAACUUGCCAUCAGCUGGCUUAUCAUCGACUGCAGCUCGGGAGUUCCAGGCUUCCAUGACGGCCUUGGACCUGAUACGAGUAAAUGAUGGCCCUACGCACAUGGGGGGAGGCACGCUGGACCUGAUUUAUAUCUCUGGUCAGUGGUUAAAUGAUCUGAUACUAGACGAUUUAGUAACAGAACCAAUGUCAUGGUCUGAUCAUUUUCUCCUUCGCCUAGACUUCCGAACCGCCACCCACCAUCGCAGGGAGACGGAGCCUCUACGUUGGUUCCGUCCCAGGCGCCUGAUGGACCCUGAGAGGUUCCUGACGGAGCUU
Molecule: messenger RNA, 2611 nt
Organism: Ahaetulla prasina
Lineage: Eukaryota; Metazoa; Chordata; Lepidosauria; Squamata; Colubridae
Gene: TTC22
Product: tetratricopeptide repeat domain 22
Exons: 7
Coding region: 87-1781 (564 amino acids)
Molecular function (GO): protein binding
Source: RefSeq, a predicted model, not a curated record